This is a messenger RNA of Drosophila erecta, 1638 nucleotides long. RefSeq names its product G-box-binding factor. The coding region runs from base 43 to 1560 and encodes 505 amino acids. The record is from RefSeq and is a predicted model, not a curated record. NCBI's taxonomy places the organism in Eukaryota, Metazoa, Arthropoda, Insecta, Diptera, Drosophilidae. The transcript is spliced from 2 exons.
CAUUGCGCACUCAGCGUUCAAGCCCCCAAAUCAGCCGCAUAGAUGAAGCUCAAAGCCGUAAAGAUCCUCUUGCUCUUCGCCCUCUUGGGUGUUGCCUGUAUCCAGGCCGUCGUGGUCGGUCCCCAGCCAUUGCACAAUAACAACCGGAACGGCUACCGCUACAACGGACCCGCCCACAAAUAUCUGCCAUCGGAGGAGUCGAGCUCGCAUGGCAGCCACUUGGAUUCGAGUCGCAAACAGGGUCAGCAGGGAUCCAGUGAUCCCUACAACUCACAGCAUUACCCAGCACAGCAGCAUCAUGCUCAGGGAACGCAGGAGUACGACCAUCAGCAGAAGGAGCUUGACUCCUGGCAAUCGGCUCUUGGCCAGCAGCAACACCAGAGCUUUGGAAGCCAGCAAAAUCCUCAGAACGCCUACAAUGAAGGACCUGAAUACCAGCAAUAUCAGGGAUUUAACCACCAGCAAAGUCAGGGAUUCAACCAACAGCAAAAUCAUGGAUUCAACCAACAGCAAAAUCAUGGAUUCAACCAACAGCAACAUCAGGGAUUCAACCAACUGCAAAAUCAUGGAUUAAACCAACAGCAACAUCAUGGAUUCAACCAACAGCAAAAUCAUGGAUUAAACCAACAGCAACAUCAUGGAUUAAACCACCAGCAACAUCAGGGAUCAAACCAACAGCAAAGUUACGGGCAGCACCACUAUCAACAGAACCCCAACCAGCUGCCACAUCUUCAGUCCCAACACUUAGCCGAACCCGCCUACGAACCAGCUCAUUUCCAGCAGCAGCAUCACUCAAUUCAGGGCAACAAGCUGCAUCAGCAGAGGAAGGAGCUUUGGGACUCGGUUCCAGAGCAGCAGUCCCAAGAACACGAACCUUGGCAAUCUACGCAAUCUUUGCAAUCUUCGCAUGGUUUCCAACAGCAGCAGCAGCAUGAACAGUUCCGUCCGCAGCAGCAGCACAAUCGCUUUGAGCAACAGCUACCACUGCGGGAAGACCUUUGGCAACCUAUUCGCGAACUGGACCUGGAGAAGCUUCCUUCGGCAGAGGCGCACGCCACCAGCCACAAGACGGUUGCCGCUCCUGGACGCGAUGUAAAGCUUGUGCCCAGUUACACGCUGUCCAGCGAUAUUGAGCACGACCGCUUCAUCGGACUGGAUAGUAUGGACACCCGUCUGCUGACCCAAUCUCUGCCAGAUGCCUACCGCAAGCAGCUGUUCGCCUCGCCCCCCGAACCAUCGUCUUUAAACCAGCGCCAGCACCAACAACUCAAGCCCGUAUCCGCAGCCUAUGGUGGUUCUCACGGACCUUCCCUUGGUGAAUCCCCCUCCGAUUUCCUGCAAAUGCAGUCCCACUCGUAUCAGUUGCCCUCAACGUUUAGCACUCACGCGGAUUGGACCCAAGACAAGGAGCAGAAACAGCAGCCAGCCACCGGCAAUCGUCAGUACUCGACUAGUGCCUACGCAGUGUCCCCCUCGUAUCUGCACAGCCCCGUAUCCUCUCAGCCGCCCAAGAACAGCUUGUCCCAUCCUAGCCGUGACUUCCAACCACCUUACUACUAGAGGCCUUGAACGAACCUAAAGCAACAUAACUGGUACUUGGAUCCGCCGCCAUAAGAUCGUACCAUCUUCAUCUCAACA